This is a messenger RNA of Suillus paluster, 360 nucleotides long. RefSeq lists its product as uncharacterized. The transcript has 2 exons. The annotation marks the transcript as partial. Lineage: Eukaryota; Fungi; Basidiomycota; Agaricomycetes; Boletales; Suillaceae. The record is from RefSeq and is a predicted model, not a curated record.
CAGGCUUUCAAAGCCAUAUUUACGUCUCCAUCUUCUGCAAGAGAAGUUGAUGGUGAUGGUGAUGGAGCCAACAUCCUCAAGAAUAACUGGCGCGCCCAGCGCACAUUAAACCAGUUCAAGGUUAAAACAUGUGUGGCCUUGAUCAUCAACAUGAAGAAAGUUACCCCUCACUCCAUUGCUUAUCUUACAAUCAUCCAAGUUCAUUUUGCACUAUCCAGUGUCUUGUCUUGGCACACUGUUGAUGGUGACUUCGAUUAUCAAGCAUUUUGGAUCAAUAUCGUUGAUUUCUUCGAGGAUGUCCCAGGACCUGUGGCGCGAUGUAGGGUGACCAAACUGCUCGAAUGGUGGACCAGGUAUUGA